AUUAAAAUUAUUUUGCCUUUUUGUUUUUUUUUAAUUUAACAUCAAUAAUGACGGGUUGUGAAACUGUUAGAAGCGCAGCCGAGGAAUCGCCGACGCGCACAGAUGCAUCCAGCUGGCACCGUUGGUGCCGACUCUGCGCCAAAGACCAUCCAGACAAUGUAAAUGUGUAUUUCCGAAACGGUGAUCAAACUUGGACGAGCGUUCUGGCCGUGGCCAUUGGUAAAUACUUCUGGGUCAAUAUCAAAAUGGAGGACGAACUGAGUAAUGCCUUGUGUAAGGAAUGCUACACGCUGGUGGAGGAUCUAAACGAAUUCUCCGACCGAGUCAGUCGGGUUCAAACACUUUUUAGCCGACUGCAGCAGGCUGGAUCCCAGGUCAACUUAGACUAUGACGAAUUGCGUAAGGAAUGUGGCUUGCAACCAGAUGAAUGGAAACACAUUGUUUCGAAGGAUGCGACCUUGGAGGGUGCAAUUGAAAAGUCCAACGCGGAUGCGGUUGAAUACAUUGUCGAUGAAAUGGUCGAGGCAAUUGAUGAGGCUGCUGAACUGGCCGAAAUCGAUGAAUCGCCAUUUGUAGAUCAUGAUGAGGAAAACGCCUACGAGUCAAACGCCGAAAACGAAGAGACGACUGAGCCGGCAUACGUUGAGCAAGAUGUUACGGACAAGGAGUACUUUGAACCAGAAUCAACCACGAUUAAUACGUACGUUGAACAGGAAGCACCAAGCGAAGAUACAGAGGUCGUUUCGGAGCCAAAUCCUAAUAUAGACGACGCUGAAACUGAUCCACAAACUGCAGCGACACCUACAAAUGAUGAAGAUAUACAAAAGGAUGUCGGAGCAACCGAUGAACUCAGAAAGAUUCCGAUGGCAGAGCACGAAGAUGUCGAUGAUGGACACAAUCAAUACAAAUGCACGUCGUGUAGCAAAGGCUAUAAGAAUCAAUUGGCCUAUAAACGACAUAUGGCCGUGUUUCAUGGCCUGGUGCCCACGGAUAAACACAAUCUGGAAUGCAAACGCUGUCAUACCUUCUUUGCGACAGAGAUUCAGUUAACUGCCCAUUAUCGUACCCAUUUGCAUGCCAAGGACAAGACGGAGAAUAGUUGUAGCUACUGUCCAAAGUCUUUUACAACAGCCGGAGCUCUCAAGCGGCACGUCUCGUCCAUACACGAGAAUAUAAAGCCGUAUAUCUGUGACUGCUGCGGAAAAGCCAUGAAAACAAUCACGGCCCUCAACGAGCACAAGCUGGUUCAUACCGAUGAGUGUCCGUUCGAGUGUCCGAUCUGUUUUAGAAGUUUCAAAAACAAGGCUAGGCUAAAGAUACACUCGGACACGCACACAAAUAACGAUUACAAGUGCAACGUUUGCGGCUUAAAGCUCAAUACACGUCGCACUCUUAACAUGCACAAGUUAGUCCACACGGAUGCCAAACAGUACAAAUGUGAUGUCUGCGGUGCUGCUUUUAAGCGUGGCAAGACUUUGAAGGCACAUCUGAUACUCCAUACGGGCAUACGGCCGUACAAGUGCAAUUUUUGUGGCAAGGACUUUUCAAAUGGCUCCAAUUGCCGCAUGCACAAGCGUAAAACGCAUCCCAAGGAGCUUGCCGAGGAAGAGGCACGUGGUGUUAUACGCUCCACUCUGCUGCCAAUGAUCACGGAACUGACUGAAGCUUCCAAGCGUGUCAAGAAACCAGCGAAAGCAGGCACGGCAGUCAUGCGUGUAAGGGUCACGGAGGAGACCACAGACCCAACAAAUGACAUCAUAUCCGGAGAUGAGUUGGAGGCGGCAGCUGAUGAUGAGGUUCUUUACGAGAUUGUGGAGGAGUGCACCUAAAUGGCACACACUCC
Messenger RNA from Drosophila novamexicana, 1843 nucleotides. Its product is annotated as zinc finger protein weckle. The coding region runs from base 48 to 1829 and encodes 593 amino acids. Gene Ontology annotation, molecular function: zinc ion binding. Lineage: Eukaryota; Metazoa; Arthropoda; Insecta; Diptera; Drosophilidae. Gene Ontology annotation, cellular component: nucleus. The transcript is spliced from 4 exons. The record is from RefSeq and is a predicted model, not a curated record.